UAUCACGUGAUCGAGGUAAGACCAAACAUGGCCGAACAGCACCGGAGAAUUUUUUUUUUAACUAUUUAGAAAUUUUUUGUCAACGUUCCGCUUAGAAUUAGAUCUGGGUCUUGUUCUGUGCUUAAUAGUUCCCAAUGACUGACCACAGGCCUUGUGUCCAGCUGAACACUGGAGCUCAGAUGCCACUGUUGGGUUUGGGCACGUUCCGUUUGCGAGGCCCUGAGGAAACUUAUCGGACAGUGGAUGCUGCCUUAACAGCAGGCUACCGAGCCUUCGAUACAGCAGCAGUGUACCGCAAUGAGGCAGACAUUGGCCAGGCCCUUUGCACCUUGUUGCCCAAACAUGGGCUUUCCAGAGCUGAUGUGUUCAUAACGUCUAAACUAAGCCCCAGGGACCAGGGUUCCAAAGCCAGGGAUGGCUGUCUGAGAAGCCUGGAGCAACUAGGCUUAGAUUAUAUUGACCUGUUUCUGAUUCACUGGCCUGGUACACAGGGGCUGGAUGUAAAGGAUAAGCGAAACCCUGACAAUCGAGCUCAAAGUUGGGCAACCUUGGAGGAGUUCCAUGCAGAGGGAAGGUUCCGUGCUAUUGGAGUGUCGAACUACACGGUGAAGCACAUGCAGGAGCUGCUGAAGAGCUGCAGAGUUGUUCCAGCCGUUCUCCAGGUGGAGUUCCACCCCAGGUUGGCUCAGAGGGAGCUAAGGGCAUUAUGUGAGGAAAGUGGAGUGUGUUUCCAAGCGUACUCCUCCCUGGGGACAGGCGUCCUCCUCUCUGAUCCUCUGGUUCAGGAGAUGGCAGGACGUUGUGGAAAAACUCCGGCUCAGGUGCUUCUGAGGUGGGCUGUGCAGCAAAACAUACCGGUGUUGCCGAAAUCAUGCCAGCCCGACCGGGUGCAGGAGAACGGGUGCCUGUUUGACUUUGAGCUCAGUGACAGUGACAUGGCAAAGCUUUCUGCUCUGGAUUGCAGGGAGAAGUUCUGCUGGAACCCGUCACUGGUACUCUAGACUACCUCCAGUGUCAAAUCUACAACAUUAUCAGUUUUGUCAGACUUCCAGAUGCUGGUUUAGGUUUAUUCAACUGGUUGUUGAUUAAUAUAUUACUUCAUGAGUUUGUUAUUGAAAUUGAACAUGAUGGCGAUGUCAGGGCUCUCAUAGAACAUCAGAAACAUACAGAAAAAGAAAUGUUAACAAUUCGUAGUUUUCUUUAUAUAACCAUAAAGGAGAUUCAUGAUUGAAUGUAAAUCAGGAAAUUAUAACUAUAGAUCUCUCUAAAAACUAGACAUAUGUAUAUAUGAGUAUGUGUGUGACUUUUAUAUGUACUGUAUUGAGUAUGUAAUUAUAAUACAGUAUUAUAAAUAAUUAUGAUAUUGUACUCAGUGCCAUAACUAACUUAUAAAGAUCAAACACUGAGGUUCUGAAGAGUAAUCUGGAAGGAAUUAAAUUUGAAUUUGGUAAUUACACUCAUUUUCAUUAUUAAAAUGAUACUGGAUCAAACAGAAUCCAGAGUCUUCUUGCAAUGAGGGAUGAAAGUUCAUCAGCAGAAUAAAAAUGAAUAAAAUGUUAUUACGGACAUAUUUAUGGUGUCUUCAGUAAGAUAAUACUGUUUAGAAUUUCAGUGCUAGAUGUCUAAGAAGUGUAUUGUAACUGCAUGUAAAUGAUAGCAAUGUAAUUAAAAAUUUAUUUUUUUUUAACAUUAGUAACCAUGUUGAAAACCAUGCAUCGCUACUACACUGUAGAUUAGUGUUUUAUCUGAAUUCUUUACACUAAUCCAUAUAUACUAAUUAUUAAUAUAUUUAUAUUAUUUAAAUUCUAUAUGUAAAAGUUAUUUUGUAAAACUGCACUUUCCCCAAAACUCACAAAUUGGUUCACUGCAGCAAAAUACUAUUUAAG
Molecule: messenger RNA, 1886 nt
Organism: Pangasianodon hypophthalmus (striped catfish)
Lineage: Eukaryota; Metazoa; Chordata; Actinopteri; Siluriformes; Pangasiidae
Exons: 2
Coding region: 135-1001 (288 amino acids)
Molecular function (GO): oxidoreductase activity
Source: RefSeq, a predicted model, not a curated record